UCCGGUGCUUUUCGGUGCCUUUCGGUAAUUAGACGGACCCUGGUUGCUACAGCAACCAACGGCGACACGAUGUCAUGUCAAAAACUGUUAUUGGCAUUAACAAUGGAAAAUGAUCCAGAGAUCACCUCUGCUGCUGUUAACCACACUUCAGAAGCGAAUGAAAAAGGGGAAGAACUGUCAGCUGCUGUUAUUGGUAGGCAACAACAACAGCAGCAUACUGCUAUCGAAACUGAUAUCACUGAUGCCAAUGGUAAUAAGCACCCACAAGAGUCAAGUACUCAAACGUCACAAACACAAGAUUGUGAUGAGCCAAAAGUAGAGGCGGCCACACAGGUGCAAAAUGGAUUCGAGCAGAGUGCUGGCUCAACUGCUACUGCUAGUGAUUGUGUGAUGGAGAACUCCAGGGUCUCUGGGACACAGGCAGCGAGUGUCAGUGAUGGCACGUUAAAUGUGACUGACAAAUUUGGCACAGUGACAGACACCUAUGCAGCAGAAGUAGCAGCGAGAUUGGACGAAGAGAAGAAUGACAGCGAUGCUGAACUCAAAGGACAUUUCAUCGUGCCUACACCGACGCUGGCAAAUAUGGGCAGCACUAGCGGCUCAGGUCCCAUGCACAUGCGGUCGCGGCCACACUCAAGCGAGAUCACGUGCAACAGGCCCAUGAUGGAGAGCAGCAAAGAGCAGAUGUUUGGCAUGUCCGAAGAGAUCAUUGUCAGGGUCGAGAUGCCUGAUGGUAAAAUUAAGCUCAUCAAGGUAGACAUCGACAGGUCCCGACAGCAGAGGAAUCAAUACCUUGGUGGUUUCAAACAUCGGGAGACGGGUGUUAAGUUUCUUACCGCGUCGGCACAGACUAACAGGGAGCUUCGACCCAAUACUGGCAAAGUAAAAUACUCCAGAGAUACGCAGACGUACACUACCAAGCAGAAGCAGCAGCAGACCACAUGCUCCACAUCAACACAGAUGACAAAAGCAGGUGUCUACGUAACAGAUGAAGAAGACAAGGUCAUUACAGCUGGUCCGUACUUCAGGGGCGAUGAAUACCUUGCACUCAUUCUAGAGAAGGUGAUUAUCAUCCAGAAGUAUUUCCGACGUAUGACGGCUCGCCGAAAGGUUGAAGGCAUGAGGCGAGAUCGCGACUUCAGUGUGGAGUGGGAUAAGGGGGAGACACGACGCAAGGAGCAGGAGAAGCAGGAGAGACUCCAGCAAGAGUACGAGAGGCGUGUUCAUCCUGGGAAGAAGUCCGAUUUUGACUUGAUCUUCUCAGCUCUUGAGAGUUGGAGACGGGACAAGGAGGAGAAGAUUAGUGCAAUCCGGUCUGGGGCAGAGAGAAAGGCCGCGCUGUGCAGACUCUUGGAGGAGGAAACUCAACUCCUCUCAACGGUGGAACAAUACAAGCAGCUUGCGGAUGAGACGAACAGAGCCAAGAUGAUUGAGUCCUUCAUUGAAAAGACUGCGUCGCCGAAAAGAUGGCAGUCGGCAGACGGCCGCUUCACAAGCAUGGACACCCCGCUCACAUUGCGUGCACGGGAGCUCAGGGACAUCUACACCAGCAUCAGCAUGCCGAAUCUGACGCAGGACGAGAGACUUGACGUGCUUCUCACGCUAAAGCACACGGUGAAGGAACAUGACUGUAAGCUAACCAGGGAGAUCAUAGACCUGGUCGACAGGGAGGCGAAUCUCAUCAUGCGGCGCACAAAGGAAGAGAACCUGCUUGGUCUACGCAAGCGCAUAGCAACACUAUUCCUCCAGUACUUCAAGAAUCCCGAUUUCAACCCUGGUGUGGUUAAGACGUUGAAGGUUCCGCAGGAUGCGUCCGCACUACAGGCAGACGUGCACCAGUGCCGCGGCUGCGGGCGCCACCUGCGUGAGGCGGACUAUGAGCUGUCAGCAAACACGCGCGUGAUGGGGCGCUGUCGCGACUGCCAGCGACUCGACAACAACGCUCGCCGCCGCGACGACCACAGCCUCUACCAGACGCUGCUGCGCGCGCUCAGGCGGGUCGAGCGCAGCUGCGACAGCGAGUCAAAGAUAGCCUUCCUGCUGCAGGUACGACGCGGACGUUAUAGUUAAAGUUUUUAUUAUGAAAAU
Priapulus caudatus is the source of this 2088-nucleotide messenger RNA. RefSeq names its product IQ and ubiquitin-like domain-containing protein. NCBI's taxonomy places the organism in Eukaryota, Metazoa, Priapulida, Priapulimorpha, Priapulimorphida, Priapulidae. Gene Ontology annotation, cellular component: motile cilium; acrosomal vesicle. Gene Ontology annotation, biological process: cilium assembly. The record is from RefSeq and is a predicted model, not a curated record. Gene Ontology annotation, molecular function: protein binding. Bases 70 to 2070 code for a protein of 666 amino acids. The transcript is spliced from 10 exons.